AUGACAUCCUUUGGAGCUACAUUCAUACAUGAAUCUGAUGGUUUUAAUUCAUUAUGUAAAGUACAAGGGCAAAUUUAUCACAGAGUGGGUUCAUUACUGCCUUUUCCUAAUGAAACGCCAAAAUUUUUACAAGUCUAUUUUAUGGGUGACAAUCAACUUGAAUUCGAUCAACGUUGCGCAAACAUUAAAGGAUUAAGACGGGAAAUAAUAAGAGAAUUGCAAGAUUUCUUGCAUGAACACAAUCGAUUGAUAAAUCAGUUUGAAACUGCACGUGAACGAAUGGUUUCGGAUAGAUAUAAAAUUCUGAUUCGUGCUGAUAAAAAGCCAGUUGGAGAGCAUGAACGAAGAUUUAAUGCACCUGUGGUAGACGAAGUUGCUGUGGUGAUCGUGAAUAAUAAUAACUCCAAUAAACGUGAUAUUAUUAUUCAACGUAGAAGCAAUACAUUACAGCGUAUUAAUGAAACUCAUCGCUGCUAUGAUGCGUUGCAGUAUCCGUUGAUAUUCUGGCAAGGUGAAGACGGUUACCACAUGAACAUACAUCGAGUUAAUCCAAACACGGGCAUAGAAAUGGAUAAAACAGUAACAUCAAAAGAGUUUUACGCUUACCGAAUUAUGAUCAGAGACGGUGAAUAUAAUCACAUAUUGAAUUGUCGUACUAUUUCAACAAUUUAUUGUUGA
Molecule: messenger RNA, 678 nt
Organism: Chrysoperla carnea
Lineage: Eukaryota; Metazoa; Arthropoda; Insecta; Neuroptera; Chrysopidae
Exons: 1
Coding region: 1-678 (225 amino acids)
Source: RefSeq, a predicted model, not a curated record